Aspergillus welwitschiae is the source of this 649-nucleotide messenger RNA. RefSeq lists its product as uncharacterized. The record is from RefSeq and is a predicted model, not a curated record. The coding region runs from base 36 to 467 and encodes 143 amino acids. Lineage: Eukaryota; Fungi; Ascomycota; Eurotiomycetes; Eurotiales; Aspergillaceae. The transcript has a single exon.
AUGCUGUCAACAAUGUACUCGCGUCGCCCGCUCCCAUGCCACCCAAUGCAACCACCCGAAUCGCUUCCUGGGCGGAUGUAGUCCGCUCGGGCACGCCCUCGUACCCGUCCACGCCGAAUAGCAGAGCCUCCGCAACCGCAAGCGUCAAGGAUAGGGAAACCGUAGUGAAACUCGAUGCAAAUUCCGCGGCCGUUCUCCGCAAGAUAUCGCCGGAGGACCUCCGCAAACGAGUGAACGAUGCCUUGGGAUCACGGAUAAACCUGCUUGGGAAAGCUCCACGCGUCAUAGCAGCAAAGCAGCUGAAAAGCGGCGAUGUAUUACUCCACACCGCAACCACGGCAGAGGCAGACACACUGAAGAGCACCGAAGAGGAAAUGGGUCAAGGUUCUCGGGACGACCGCACGAGUGAUCAAGCCCACGUAUGGAGUGAUCGUCCACGGAUUACGCACCGACAAGGAUUCAAUUGAUACCGACAAUCAAGACAGAGCUAUCGAGAAGAUCGAAUCGGAGAACGCCGUACUCCAUGAAGGAGCGAAGGUAGCCUACGUAAGGUGGUUGACCAAGGAAGGGAGAAGGAAAGCAGCCUCCUCCCUUGUCGUGGAAUUCACGACAUAAUACCACGCUAACUGGGUCAUCCGAGAGGGACUGG